UUGGAGGAACUGUGCGGAGUAGUGAUUUGUACUGCAAUUGUAUUAGUGAGUGAGUGAGUGAGUGCAAGCGAGCGAGCGAGCAAGAGUGAGACUGAGAGCGAGCGAGUGAGCAAGCAAGCAAGUGAGUGAGUGAGCGAGCAAGCAAGAGAAUCUGCAGCGAGGAGAGGUCCCCUGACCUCAGGGUAGGAUCUAGGAAGAGCAAGGCUCUGGUGAGAGAACAUGUGCUCCCAAGAAUCGGUCUCUUACUUUCUGAAGAACAGGAGACUUCAAUAUACCGGGACCCAUGAAGGAUCGGUGGGACAAACCCCUAGGCCUGCCCCUAGGUCUUAUGUGGCAGUCCAGGAGAUUAAACUCCUCUGGGAUGCCCCAGAAAAUAGAAGAGGUCUGGGCAGUAAGCAGUUUAGCAUGGAAGAGCUGCUUCACCAAUCUCAUGGCAAGAAGAAGCCAGAACACCUUCCAUGGCUUACAAGCUCUGUUAGCGAGGGCCAUUCCCCUGACCCUAAAGGCUGUCUGAACAUAGUCUCCAUAAGGGUCCUGCGGGGUGACUCUGCGGAUGGCCAGGGGCACAGGCGGACAUUUGUCGGGCACAUGGGUUUGCCGAAGAACAGUCCCGAAGCAGUAACAGCGUGGGAGGCCCAGGUGAAAAGGAGAACAACGGCGGCGUUGCUUGGCAGGGCCAGGAAGCAAACGGGGAAAACCCCAAAACCAGAAGACGCCAGGCAGUUCCUGGAGCAAGAGGUGGUUAUGAACAACAAAAGCCCAAGCAAGACAUGUCAGCAGCCAAAGAACCUAGAGGAUCUGAGGAGGGACCAUCUGGAAGGAGAAGGGGACAUUGAAGAACUCAAACAGCCACGAGGACUUGGCAGAUGUGGCAAACAAGUUGCUCCUUUAGAAGAAAACAUCUUUUUGCAGGGCAAGAGGAUCAAGCCCCUUUCUAGACGUCCAAUGCAGGCAGUGUGCCCUCCAUCAGUCAGAGAGGAGUGGCCUGGAGAAAAGCUGAAGCCGGCGCCAUCGGGGCAAGACAAACUGGAAGACACGAAAGUUUCCAAAGAAAGGGAAGCACAACCUCAAUUCCCGCAGGAAAAUACUUUUCUGGAGGGACCAUCAGGGGUUUUGGACAAGAAUCUGCUGGCAGAAGCCAAACCCCAGCUCCUAAACAGGAGGAAGAUGCAGGCCUUGGAAAUGGCCAAAUCUCAUGAAGAAUUCUGGGUGGUCGACACCAGAUGGAAAACACAG
Molecule: messenger RNA, 1236 nt
Organism: Myodes glareolus (Bank vole)
Lineage: Eukaryota; Metazoa; Chordata; Mammalia; Rodentia; Cricetidae
Source: RefSeq, a predicted model, not a curated record